Fulvia fulva is the source of this 639-nucleotide messenger RNA. RefSeq names its product Endoglucanase. Bases 1 to 639 code for a protein of 212 amino acids. The transcript is spliced from 4 exons. Lineage: Eukaryota; Fungi; Ascomycota; Dothideomycetes; Mycosphaerellales; Mycosphaerellaceae. Gene Ontology annotation, biological process: carbohydrate metabolic process. The record is from RefSeq and is a predicted model, not a curated record. Gene Ontology annotation, molecular function: cellulase activity.
AUGGCCACAGACGUCAAAGAUGUCGUUGAUGAUGUCGCUGAGGGGGACUGCUGCAAAGGCAGCUGCGCCUGGCCCGGCAAAGCAGAUGUCUCCCAGCCCGUCACAACCUGCGACAAGAACGACCAGCCGAUCACCGACAUCGACGCCAAGUCUGGCUGCGAUGGCGGAGAUGCGUAUAUGUGCUCGUCCCAGAGCCCGUGGGUGGUCAGUGAUAGUCUUGCGUAUGGCUUCGCGGCUGUGAGCGCGCCGGGUGGGAGUGAGAGUAGUAUUUGUUGUGCUUGUUAUGAGCUCACGUUCACUUCUACGUCCAUUGCGGGCAAGAAGAUGAUCGUCCAAGCAACCAACACUGGCUCGGACGUGGGCGAGGGACAGUUCGAUCUGGCGAUGCCGGGUGGUGGUGUUGGACAGUUCAACGGCUGUGAUACUGAAUGGGGUGCCCCAAGCGGUGGAUGGGGACAGCAGUAUGGUGGCAUCUCAAGCAACAGCUGCUCCAGCUUCCCAACGGCUCUGCAGCCGGGCUGCAACUUCCGCUUCGGCGACUGGUUCGAGGGCGCGGAUAACCCGACGGUGGAUUAUAAGCAGGUUACUUGCCCGACUGAGUUGACGGCGAAGACGGGGUGUGUUAGGACCGAUGAUUAA